AUGCCAAUCCAAAUCGUCCCACUCCAACAAAAAGACAUCCCAGGCGUCGUGGAAUGUAUCCAGGAAGGCUUUGCCGACGAUCCGUACCAUCUCUGGGUUUUUGACGGCUCAAAGUUCAAUAAAGAGAGAAACAAAUCUUCUCUCACUGCCCGCUGUCUAUGGGGGAUCAAUAAUGCCUUGUUCUAUGUCGCCAAGGAGGUCGCCGACAACACCGACCAACAAGACGGUGGCCAAGAUGCAGAGGGCAGGGUUGUGGGUGUAUCAUGCUGGCUUGCACCGCAMCCUGCCGCAACGCAAACCCAAGCUCAGAGCUGGUAUGCAUGGUACCAACUCCAACUUUUGUCUCUGCGCCAACUCCUCACAAAUAUCCGUUUUGGGGGACGGGGCGGCCUAAUUACGAAACGCUACUGGAUCUGGAAAGCCGAGCAAACAGCCGCACAGCAGGAAAUAUGGACUGAUAAAGAGAAAGGAUACUAUUUUUGUAAUAUGGUUACGGUGAGGCCUGAUGCUCAGGGCCAGGGCAUUGGGAGACGAUUGUUUGAAGUGGUGAUGGAUAGAGCGGAUAGGGAAGGAGUGAAGUGUUACUUGGAGAGUUCGAAGGGGGAGCCGAAUGUGAAGAUCUAUGAGAAGUUGGGGUUUGGGUUGGUGAAGGAGAUUGAUUGUGUGGAUGGGGGGGAUGUUUGUCGGCUCCCCACGGAGGAUGAGAAAUACACGACCGAUACCACAAUCAUGAAGAAAACACUCUUGCUCGUUUUCAUCCACGGCUUUAGGGGCGGCAGUGAUACAUUUCUCAAAUUCCCAGACCAACUCACCGCGCUGGUCAGACAUGCGCUCCCCAAUAUAUCCGUCCAAUACGUGACGUACCCCAAGUUUGAGACCAGAGGCGAUUUGAAAGAAUGCGUGGGCAGGUUCCGCGAAUGGCUACAGAACAAAGUAAUAGACAUCGAAGUCUCAAACUCCACUCCCUCUCCCACCAUCGAUCCCUCCGUGCACGUAAUCCUCAUCGGCCACUCCAUGGGCGGCAUCGUCGGCGCCGAAACUCUGCUGCUGCUUGCCUCGGAACAACCCAUCCCUUCAUUAUCGGCAUCACAGAUGCGUGACUCCGCAGGCGAGUCACCAUUUUUCAUGUUUCCGCACGUCCAAGGAUUGAUGGCGUUCGAUACACCGUUUCUGGGCAUUGCACCGGGCGUGGUGUCGCAUGGAGCGCAGGAGCAUUAUCGGACUGCGUCGACGGCGUAUAAUACGUUUAAUGAGGUGGCGGGGAUAUUUAGGUAUAGUGGGGGGAAUAAAGCUGCUACUGCGGGCACGACGACGACGUCAACAACAGCUACUUCAGCUGCUGGAUCAGUUGGAGCGAAGUCUGCGAUGUUACCCCUCCCGCCCGCAACAACAGACGCAGCCGCCGACGCCGCGGCGACACCAUCAUGGUCGCGAUGGGGUAAAAUGGCCAUGUUCGCCGGCGCAGCGGGCGCUGUCGCUGCCGGUGGUGCGGCGGCACUAUACUCGCAACGCGAUCGGUUCAAUGAAGGAUUGCGAUGGGUUACGUCUCAUCUCGAGUUUGUGGGUUGUCUUGCGCGACCAGGGGAUUUACGGAAUCGCGUAGCUUCGCUAGCGGAUAUCCAGCAGGAGAGGGGCAUAAGGGCGAUUAAUUUCUAUACGUGUUUGGGUCAGGGUGCUGCGCCGAGGAGUGUUGAUUCUGGUACUACCACCGAUAAUGCGGCGAGAUCGCAAACUUCAUCUCUAUUCCUGCGUAUCCCCCGUGCUAAGGACCGCACGUUUUGUCAUCUUCCUGAAGACUUUGAUGUCAAUGACCACGUUUUAGCGGGGGACGGCACAUCAGAUCAUCCAGGGCUCAAGUGGGUUCUUGCGCUGAAUGACAAGGUUGCUGACGAGACGACGGCGCAUAUAAGCAUGUUUGGGCCGAGGGAGAAUCCAAAGUAUUACAUGUUGGCCCAUGAGGCGGCAGAUACGAUUGUGAGGUGGAUUGAUCAGGGGUGGUAUGCUAGUGCUACUACCGAUGGACCUGAGGGGGAGGAGCAAACAUUAAAGGAGACGGAGGAAAAAGAGGGGAGAGGGAAGGGCAAGGAUGACAAGGAUGAUUUUAUUGUUUUAUAG
Talaromyces amestolkiae is the source of this 2115-nucleotide messenger RNA. RefSeq lists its product as uncharacterized. Lineage: Eukaryota; Fungi; Ascomycota; Eurotiomycetes; Eurotiales; Trichocomaceae. The transcript is spliced from 5 exons. The coding region runs from base 1 to 2115 and encodes 704 amino acids. The record is from RefSeq and is a predicted model, not a curated record. Gene Ontology annotation, molecular function: acyltransferase activity, transferring groups other than amino-acyl groups.